AUUAACUUGUGCGACAUUGAUUAGUUCCUGGUGUUUGCGCCUCAUCCGAUCUGGUCGGGCCCGAAUCGAUCGCUGAUCCCAUCCUUCUUCUCCUUCUUUCUACUUCUCUUUUUGUUUCUCUUCUCCAUUCCUCCUGCCCCCCCAUCGUCGCCCACUUGACACUAACUAAAACACACGCCUAUAAUCUCGUCUUCGACGCGCCCUUGAGGGACUAUUGGCGCUCCAGACCCGGGACUCUUGGCCGAGCCAGUGAGUAACCCCCCUCUCGAUGCCUGUGCGCGCCCAGAUGGACUGACGGAUUGCUUGACUGUCUGGCAUCGGAAUGUAGGCGCAUUCUCCUCCCACCACGCACUCGAUCCUCCGCCCCCGCCGCUGAAGGAAACAAUUCCAGGCAGCCCGCGGCCUUCGACAGGCGACCCGUUCGCUGUUCUUAUCUAGUCAAAAGAGAGAGCCCUUUCCUCACGCGAAAGCGAGAUGGCAUCUUUCAUCACCACAAUCAAUGCUCGCACUCGCGCGCCCUUCAAGCCGCGGUCGGCAGCCAAAGGCACCACCAGCUACCAACUGAGACAAUUUGCGGAAGCGACGCUCGGCAGCGGCAGUCUGCGCAAGGCCGUGAAACUGCCCGAGGGCGAGGACUUGAAUGAAUGGUUGGCCGUGAAUGUUGUCGACUUCUACAAUCAGAUCAACCUACUGUACGGCGCGAUCACAGAGUUCUGCUCGCCUCAAUCAUGUCCGGAGAUGAAAGCGACCGAUGAGUUCGAGUACCUCUGGCAGGACUCGGAGAACUUCAAGCGCCCGACGAAGAUGUCUGCGCCCGAGUAUAUCGAACAUCUGAUGAGCUGGGUGCAAAGCAGCGUCGAUAACGAACAGAUCUUCCCCAGCAGGCUCGGUGUUCCCUUCCCCAAAGCGUUCCCCAGUCUGGUGCGACAGAUCUACAAGCGUAUGUACCGAGUGUAUGCGCACAUUUACUGCCACCACUAUCCCGUGGUGGUGCAUCUCGGCCUGGAACCCCACCUGAACACCAGCUUCAAACACUACGUGCUGUUCAUCGACGAGCAUCGCUUGGCAAGCGGGAAGGAUUUCUGGGGGCCUCUGGGCGACCUGGUGGAUAGUAUGCUGCGGAGUGACUGAUUUGCGGCUGACAGGCGAACACACGAGAGGAUGAAGGAUGACGGGACUAGGGCGUUUGGGCGUGGAGGCAUUCGUAAAAGGGAACAUUUAAAGAAGGUCGUAGAGGCCGUCCGGCGUUUUUGUUUCGUUCUUGAUGAAGGUAUUGAGUUGAUGGGCAUUGCAGUUGCCGCUGUUCGAUGUUUGUAUGCGAAUGAAAGCAG
This is a messenger RNA of Aspergillus aculeatus ATCC 16872, 1331 nucleotides long. Its product is annotated as Mob1/phocein family protein. Gene Ontology annotation, biological process: cell division; signal transduction; positive regulation of protein phosphorylation. Gene Ontology annotation, cellular component: nucleus; cytoplasm. The transcript has 5 exons. The record is from RefSeq and is a predicted model, not a curated record. Gene Ontology annotation, molecular function: protein kinase activator activity. Bases 475 to 1131 code for a protein of 218 amino acids. Lineage: Eukaryota; Fungi; Ascomycota; Eurotiomycetes; Eurotiales; Aspergillaceae.